UAUAGGUUAGAGACCAGAUAGAAUAAAACGCUGAGGGAAGGAGCAGAGAGAAGAAGAAGAAUUAUUAGUUAGUACAGGCAUCUAUGAUAUUAAAAAAAAAAAAAGUACAAAGAAGGGAGAGAACAGUGGAGGUUAAAAAGGAAAGAAGAAGAAAAAAAAAAAAAAAAAAACUCUCUCAAGGCAAGUUGUUAUCAGUCACGUUCAUUCUUUGCUUCCUCCUAUUAUAUCACGAGAUCCCCAUCUCAUCUCUCUCUCUGAAAAACUCCAUGUUUCUUUUGAACCUCUUCUUCUGUUUUCUUUCUCUCAUUCAUUUUUUCCUCUUUUAUGUCUCAAUUUAGUGCACAUUUCUAGAAUUUAUUCUUCAACACAACGAACUUUGUUUAUCUUUGUUUCAACUUUUCUCACCAAAAAGAACACCAUCAUGUCACCUUACUCUCGAUCACCCUCUCAAGAACCCAUUAAUGAUUCCUUCACCAACCGGUUUCGUGACUCUGUCACUUGCAGCAACAACACCAGGAAGCUGGAUUUCAAAGAACUCGAUCUGGGUUCUCCAGUUUCACCAUUAACAAUUCGGGCAUCUCUCAAUAAUGCUACCACCUCCACCCCUUCAAGCAGCACUUCAAGCUCCUCUGGUUCUGUCUCCGCCACCAAAAUUACUAAUACCUCUAUCCAAUUCCCUAAAAAGCCUGAAAAUGUGGCACACAACUACUCCGGCGAGCUCUUCGGCUCAUCCGAGACCAGCCCAGCUCGUCAUAACACUCUGCGUUCCAACAAUUCGCAUCCGGGUCAUCGAAGAUCCAUCUCGGCUGGAGUCCCAUUGAUCUAUUCUGGUUCAAGUUUUGGCUCUACUAGCAAUGUUAGCAGCUAUGGAAAUAAUAAUGGAACAACCUCGGUUUCUACAAGUUCAAGCUCAAAUUUGCUUCCCAGUGGCAACAUUUGUCCAUCGGGAAAAAUCUUGAAAACUGGGUUGACGUGUCGCGUUGCAAACAAGACGGACACUCUGGGUACAGGAACGGCAAACUAUGGACACGGCAGCAUUAUGCGUGGCGGAAGUGGUGGUGCUGGUGCUGGUGCUGGUGCUGCUACUAGUAAAUUGGGAACUGGAGGAGGUACUGGUGGUUGUGGUGAUCCAGAGGAGAUGAAGAAGGCAGGCAAUGAAAUGUAUAGAAGAGGGAAUUUUGUGGAAGCGCUGGGUUUGUAUGAUAAAGCAAUAUUGUUGGCACCGGAGAAUGCGGCUUACCGGAGUAAUAAGGCGGCGGCUCUGACGGCAGUAGGGAGGUUGAGCGAGGCGGUGAGGGAAUGUGAAGAGGCUGUGAGACUGGACCCUGGUUAUGCCAGGGCUCAUCAGAGGUUGGCCUCUCUUUAUCUUAGGUUAGGACAAGCUGAAAAUGCUCGGCACCAUUUACUUUUUCAAGGGCGACAAACAGGUCCAACUGAGUUGCAGAAGCUACAGUCAUUGGAGAAGCAUAUAAAUCGUUGUGCAGAUGCACGGAAGAUUGGUGACUGGAAGGGUGCACUUAGGGAAACUGAUGCAGCCUUAACAAUUGGAGCUGACUCUUCUCCUCAGCUUAUUGCCUGUAAAGCGGAAGCCUUCUUGAAACUUCACCAACUUGAAGAUGCAGAUUCAACCAUAUCAAACAUUCCCAAGGGUGAAUAUUAUCCGCUACAAACAAAGUUAUUUGGUAUGGUUGCUGAAGCUUAUGUGCUUUACGUCCAAGCGCAGAUUGAAUUGGCACUGGGAAGAUUUGAGAAUGCAGUUUCAGUGGCUGAGAAGGCUGUGCUAAUUGAUUAUAGUAAUGUAGACAUUGCUUUGGUGUUAACCAAUGUGAAAAUGGCAGCAAGAGCUCGUAACCAUGGUAAUGAUCUUUUCAGUGCUGGAAAAUAUGCGGAAGCCAGCUCAGCUUAUGGGGAAGGCCUCAAAUAUGAUUCUUCCAACCCUGUUCUUUACUGCAAUCGAGCAGUUUGUUGGUCUAAACUUGGAUUGUGGGAAAAAUCUAUAGAGGACUGCACUCAAGCCCUUAGAAUACAACCAAACUACACCAAGGCCUUAUCUAGAAGGGCUGCCUCAAAUGUAAAGCUUGGACGAUGGGCAGAAGCUGUGAAAGAUUACGACGUCUUGAGAAGGGAACUACCAGGGGACAAUGAGGUUCUGGAAUCUCUACACCAAGCACAGAUCAAAUUGAAGAAAUCUCUUGGUGAAGAUCAUAAUACAAAAUUUGGGGGUGAAGUAGAAGAAAUUUCCAGUCUUGAUAAGUUUAAAGCUGCAAUUUCAUCACCUGGUGUUAAGAUUGUUCAUUUUAAAGCAGCAUCUGAUGAACAAUCUGAAGAUAUAUCCCCAUUCAUAAAUACACUAUGUGUUCGGUAUCCAUCAAUUCAUUUUUUUAAGGUGGAUGUGGAAGAAAGCUUAGCAGUAGCAAAAGCUGAGAGCAUUAAAACUGUUCCAACAUUCAAGAUUUAUAAGAAUGGAGACAAGGUGAAGGAGAUAAUCUGUCCGAGCCAUCAGUUCUUGGAGGAUUCGGUGAGGAGUUACAGUCUAUAGAUUACAUUGUUACAUGUUCUAUCUGUCUGCUUUUAUUAUUAUUAUUAUUAUUAUUUUAAUU
Molecule: messenger RNA, 2600 nt
Organism: Hevea brasiliensis (rubber tree)
Lineage: Eukaryota; Viridiplantae; Streptophyta; Magnoliopsida; Malpighiales; Euphorbiaceae
Product: inactive TPR repeat-containing thioredoxin TTL3
Exons: 7
Coding region: 422-2539 (705 amino acids)
Cellular component (GO): cytoplasm
Molecular function (GO): protein binding
Source: RefSeq, a predicted model, not a curated record